AUGUCGAGGGUCCAAGGGGGCAGCAACCCCUGGUGGGGUUCAACCUGCCUGGGGAGCAAUUGCCCUUCGCUCCUCGGCGACGCCAUUUCUUAUAUCAACGAGUUGAGAUCGAAGUUACAAUCACUGGAGAGUGACAAAGAGGGGCUGCAGUCUCAGCUCGAGUCACUAAAAGAGGAGAGCGACGCGGGACCUUCACGGCCCCUGCCGCCUCUCCUAGCGGCGACGGCGGAGCAUGAGCUUAAGUUGAUGAAUGGCUACGGGCGGACCGCUGGCGUGGAGAUCGAAGUGAAGCUUCUUGGCGUGGAGGCGAUGAUACGCAUACAGUGCCAGCGCAGGAACCACCCGGCGGCGAGGCUGAUGGCGACGCUCAAGGACUUGGAUCUCGAGCUAUACUACGCAAGCGUCUCGGUCGUGAAGGACCUCAUGAUCCUGCAAGCAACGGUCAAGAUGUCGAGCUGCGGGUACACACAGGAGCAGCUCAGCUCCAUGCUCUUCUCCCGCGUUGCCGAUCCAAUACCCCGGCGCUAG
Messenger RNA from Dendrobium catenatum, 528 nucleotides. Its product is annotated as transcription factor MYC2-like. Gene Ontology annotation, biological process: regulation of DNA-templated transcription. The record is from RefSeq and is a predicted model, not a curated record. Lineage: Eukaryota; Viridiplantae; Streptophyta; Magnoliopsida; Asparagales; Orchidaceae. The coding region runs from base 1 to 528 and encodes 175 amino acids. Gene Ontology annotation, cellular component: nucleus. The transcript has 2 exons. Gene Ontology annotation, molecular function: DNA-binding transcription factor activity; transcription cis-regulatory region binding.